AAGAUGAAGCCAGCACAUACCCACAAACGGCUGUCAAGUUUCGACCCAUAUAUAUCAACACCUUACUCUACCUUUUUUCUGUAUUCGAACGCGCUGAAUAUUCUUCAACCCUUCCCUCCCAACAAACGGCACCAUGCCUCAUCCCUCAUCCUUCCCUACCUACCCACCGUCCUCCUACGUCCUAGUCCCCUUUCUCCUCGCCUUCUUCCUCGUCCUCUACCAAGCCCUACCCCAGCUUACCGCACAGCGUUACUCUCGUGGUAAGCAUCAGCCACCCCCCCCCCCCCGCCCUCGUGGCCGUCCCCCUCCUCGUCCCACGCCACUACCACCACCACCGCCCAGCGACUUGAAUCGUACCCGUCCCCAUCUCCCUGCCCUUCACACUGCCAACUUGCCUCGACUCGAGGACUAUGCGCCAGCACCAAUACCCACUUUCUUCCCGGGCUUCCGGGUGAACGAAGCCAUGCGCAAGGCCCGCCACCUCCAUGCCAUCGAAGCAGCAUGGGCACGUGCCUUUCGAGAGAUGCGAGGCCAUAUCCAGACGCUGCGUGACCAGGUACAGGACCACUGGGAGCAAAGCCAGGGAUUGCAGGAGCAAGUCUGGAGGCACGGGGACAUCGAGGUGAUGUCGUCUUCUACCAGCACGCAGACUUUAGAUUUUGAUUUGCCGAACAUGUCUGGAGCGGGGGAGGUUCCCAGGAGCGACGAUGCAUAUUUCGAGUGCAACAACGUCUACGACGGGAGUGGCAGUGAGGAGAGCACAAGGCCGGAAUGGCAUUGGGGAGGGAGGAGAAGCAAUGUGUACGGUGAUGGGGCGUAUGCGGUUGGGCAUUCCCCGCGGGCGAGACACUUGUUUGCGUUGCAGUCUGCUGCGGCAGCAGCGCAAGCCCGGCGAAGGCACGAGAGUAGGAGUGGGAAUGGGAGAGCGCUGGAAUCAGAGUGGGUGCUGUAAAUUCGUUAGCCAUUCGCGUGCUCAAGGUUGAUAAGUUGGUUUUUUGAAUGAAUAGAAUAGAACAGAUUAUGAAACGUGCGCAGAGAGGUCCACAGCAAGUUGCAGGGUAGCGAAGCUACCGAUUUUCAUAAGAGCUGGAACAAGGCGCUUGAGCUGCUUGUUAGUGAGCCUUUUCUCUCCGCUGGCAAGAUCACUUAGAUGCUGGGCAUUUUUGAUCCGGGAGCAUAGUCGGAUAUGUUUGCCGUCGACCUCGUCCUGCAUCCGAUGAUAAG
This is a messenger RNA of Mytilinidion resinicola, 1224 nucleotides long. RefSeq lists its product as uncharacterized. The transcript has a single exon. Lineage: Eukaryota; Fungi; Ascomycota; Dothideomycetes; Mytilinidiales; Mytilinidiaceae. The coding region runs from base 134 to 952 and encodes 272 amino acids. The record is from RefSeq and is a predicted model, not a curated record.